CAGUGUUUUUUUGGCCAGAAGUUGAUGUACACGUCAGAGUGCAAGCCUUGUACUGGUGAGCGGACGUGUGCGAUGACCUCAGCAGUUUGUGCGCAUCAGCUGACGCUGGCAGACACCGGAAGACAUGCAACGGAAGGUGGAGAUGCCGAUCAGCGAAGGGUUCUCCAUCGCUGGCCCCUCAUCGACUCCCCGGAAGCGGCAGGUGCGUUUCUCUGCCCGCCACGACAUCCUGCUCCUGCGUGAAGUCAUAGCUCAGAACCCGUUCACCUCCAAGGAGUCAGGACGGAUCUGGGCUCGGGUGGGCGAGAUCGUUACGGCGGCACUGCAGGACGAGAACUUCGAGGUGGAUGGACGAAGAUGCAGGGAGAGAACCAUGCUGCUGUUGGACUACUACAAAAAGCAGGACUUUCCCAGCCUGCGCAGGUUCGGCACAGAGAGGCUGUAUGCUCAGAAGGAGGAUCUUCUGCACGAAGUUCUGGAGCUCGAGGCAGAGAAGAACCUGAUGGCAAGUGGUGAAGGGAAAUACCAGGAUGGGGAGAUGAAGAAGAGAACGCUGGAGGAGCUCACACUGCCCGAGCCGGACAAACCCACUGUGCUUCCAGUCGCAGCAGCGGCGCCUACAGUGUCUGGUUCUUUGGAGCCAGAGGAACAGGAGGACCUGGUGGAACUGUCUGCACCCACAGCCAAGCGGCCAUGCCAGUGCUGCUGCCAGACGUACUCGGAGAUCCUGAGCUUCCUGGAGAAACGCUCGGAAGCCGAACAACGGCUGCGCGAAGAGGAGAUGGCGCUCCGCAGGGAAGAGCUCGAGAUCCAGAGGAGUAAAAUCGCUUUGGAACGCGAACGACUCGGUGCUGAGAGGAAGGAGCGUGAGCGGCGCUUUGAGCUGGAGAGCCAGGAGAGGCAGGUCAUCCUCGAUCUGCUCAAGGAGAAAGUUCUCAAGAGCGAGAAGAACACCGAGUGUUGACUUUCCUAAACACAACCCACUGCAUACAGCACUGCUAGUUUGGACUCGUUUUGCUAACCUGUUGCUACCUUUUCUCCCCCCAUUUUGUAUUUGUUGUAGAAUUAAUUCUAACAAGUAAAAGCUGUUCGGAAAAUACAUAAAAAGAUGGGACAUUCUACGUGGACAACGGAUUGUACUGUAGUAUCUAGCUAACAGCUCUAGCUAGUUAAUUGGAUAAUAUUAAUUUAGGGAUUGUAGCACUGUAGUAAAGGCCGUAUCCGAAACACUAGCACUCCAGGUCAGGGCAAAAAUAUCUCCUCAUCAUCAUACAAGAUCACAUUUCUAGCAUAUAUAGAUUUACUAAGAAACUGGCAGCUACACAACAGUGAGAAUAAAUAAUAAUAAUAAUAAUAAUAAUAAUAAUAAUAAUAAUAAUAAUAAUAAUAAUAAUAAUAAAGAAAAACAAUUAUUUAAGACUAAAAACUAAAAUUAAAUUUAAAAAAAUUACAAUUUAAUAAGAAUUCAGCAUAAAAUUUUAACAUUAUAUCAACUGCAUCAAAUUAAUGACGUAUUAUGAUUUUUUAAAAAAUUAGCCGUGAAAUCUCAGAAAAAUGUAACAUAGAAUUUAUCACCGUUGCCCUGCUUGAGAUUUUAUUUCAAUUCUAAACAAAACAUUGUUGCUAAAACUAUACAAAUUACUAAUCUUGAGGAGCUGCUAAAGUCGCUAGUAUUUCAGGAAGCUAAACACAUACAUCCUCCGGCUAGAGGCUGCAGUGAGCAUAGCUACGUUUCCGUUUUAUUAUAUCAUCCAGCCGCUCAGAUGCUCCAUCUGUGAUCCGGCUCUCCAUUAAACAUAGAAACAUAGAGCGCGAGCGAGCAGAUAACAUAGUUCGAAUGGAACCUAAAUCCCAACGUGUUUUCAGUUUUUCCUCUGAGGCGUAACGACGUUUUAGUAAAACCUCAGCGUGAAGUUAACACUAAAAAACGAACAGCUUUACACGUUAACUGAUAGAACCGAGUUGGUUUAUUUAGUGUUUAGCAGUAAAUCUUUAGCUAGCAUUUUGCUCUGGAAAAUUUUAGCUAGCUAUGCUAACCACAGCGAAGUAACAACCUUGCACUAUUUUAUCAUAACACUUUGAUUUUUUUUUUAUUAUUAUUAUUAUUAUUAUUAUUUUAAGCCAGAAGAGUGUUGUAUUAAAGUUUAAACACUUGUAGCAGAAGGAUAAACAGAAUUAUGAAGAAAAAUUGCUAGAAACUAAUAAAGGGGGGGGCACUUACUUUUGCCCGACUGUGAAGCAAUCUGUGACGCCUAAAAAUGUGUGAAGUUUCUAUAAAAUCCUGUAUGUUUCAUUUUAAGACAAAUGGAAAGAUUCAAUGGAUCGCGUCAGCUGGUGAAACUCUUUAGCGCUACUGUAUGCUAUCAGUCAUUGUCGUGCACCUUCUCAGCUGCUAGCGUCACUCCUGUCCUUCCUGACAGGCAUUUUAUUUCUCUCACAGCCUUUAUGGUACAAAGACAUGAGCGAAUCUGGGUCAGAAAGGGCGGAGCUCAAGUUUUUUUUUUUUUAGCUAGCUCUAAAGGUAUUUCUCUUCCCAUCACCAUUGUCCUAGCGUUAGCUAGGCUAGUUCAUGUAAAAUACCAUCUAGCAUUAACGUCAAGCAGGUUUUCUAGAAAUCUAGAAAUCUAGCUAAAUCUAAGUGAGCUGUUUUUUUAAACUAGUUUACUAGCACAUUAUUAUAAUGUUAUGCUAACACUUUGGUCGGGUACAUAAUAUCAAUAGCUUAGCUUGUUAGUGAGCUAGGAAUCACGAGGCUGAAUAUUUUAGAGUAAAAUUCAACUAGUUUUAUUUUAACAGAUCUUUUUUUAUUUGUUUAAUAUUAACAUUUCAAUUCUACAAUUGUAAGAAUAAUAUUUUUUUUAAAAAAUAUUUCGAGUCUGGUGAUGAUAAUCAAGAUUGUGAUUGGCUGAAUGAAUUAAACUUAAACUCCGCCCCUCUUUGACGCUAAUCAGACAAAUCAGAAAAAUUUUUUUACGUUGUUUGGUCAAUUUCCAUAGAAAUUCAAAUCCAGCUGUUACUGCAUGACGGAAAUGAUGUAAGGAUGUACAAUCACUAUUUUUUUGUUUUGUUUUGGAAGCUGCUGUAGACAUGACGUUUGUCGGAUUUCCUGUACAGUAAUACGUUUGUCGUGAAAUGACGCAGAAGCGGCGCCCUGUAUCUCAUAGCCGAGUCUUCGUUAAGAGACGAAGAUAAUUACCUGAUGUUUACGUUACGUCUAACAUUGAUCAAGUGCUGCCAUUUUGUGUUAUUGUUGCACUCAUAGAGUUGAAGCGACUUCCUGGUGAGAAACAGCUGUUAAUAUUAACAGUGACAUCCCAGGACUUAGCUUGGAGGUAUUUUUAGCGAUAUUAUUUUUGCUAAAUGAAACUAGAAUGAUGCUACUGAAAUGUAAUAUGAUAUUGAAUGAUUUGGAUUACACAGCUUUAUAUUGGGAAAUAAAAGUUUGAAUAGUU
Messenger RNA from Hemibagrus wyckioides, 3452 nucleotides. RefSeq lists its product as uncharacterized. Bases 125 to 964 code for a protein of 279 amino acids. The transcript has 4 exons. NCBI's taxonomy places the organism in Eukaryota, Metazoa, Chordata, Actinopteri, Siluriformes, Bagridae. The record is from RefSeq and is a predicted model, not a curated record.